Messenger RNA from Microthlaspi erraticum, 231 nucleotides. The record is from the annotation of a GenBank genome assembly. Lineage: Eukaryota; Viridiplantae; Streptophyta; Magnoliopsida; Brassicales; Brassicaceae.
AUGACCUUUAAUGCUACGGAGAUGUGUCUGAGAAGAAACAACAUUAAUCUAACAACAACCAUAGAUUCCAACAUUUGUAAAAGCGAAGCCAUUGGUAUGGAAUAUGAAUUAGAUUGGGCUGGACAUCAUCAUCAUCAUUCAUCUACUUCAAUAGUCUUCUUCUCAGCUACAUUGUUUAUUCCUUUAUCUCUGAAAAUCACUAUACGUGACGGGUUUCACGAGAUUCUUUAA